Messenger RNA from Hordeum vulgare subsp. vulgare (domesticated barley), 939 nucleotides. RefSeq lists its product as uncharacterized. The transcript has a single exon. NCBI's taxonomy places the organism in Eukaryota, Viridiplantae, Streptophyta, Magnoliopsida, Poales, Poaceae. The coding region runs from base 77 to 643 and encodes 188 amino acids. The record is from RefSeq and is a predicted model, not a curated record.
CCCAUUUGCUUUCUCGCUGCAAGUGCGCACCCACCUGACCCUCUCCGUCCCAUUCAUCACCACCAUCACCGUGGCAAUGGUAAUGUCGAUGUUGCCUUACACCUACCCAUUGGCUCUGCUCGUCGUCCUCGUCGUCCUCGGUGUUGCCGCCCCCCCUGCACUUGUCCGGUCGGACCCAGAGCCUGGGCCGAGCGUGGAAGCCAUCAACGCCACAUGUGCAACCGCUUCUUCCCAGGUAUAUUGCAGACAGUUGUUGUUAGACAACCUGGACGUGAGGACGCCGGAGGUGAAGGACGUGAUCGGGAUGUCGGUCCAAGUGGCGGCCAAGAAGGCGGCGGAGGCGGCCGCAGUCUACAAGGCCAACAAGAACCCCUCCAAGUGCAUCGCGGGCUGCAUCCACGACCUGGCCGUGCUCACCAAGAUGAUCGAUGCAGUCCGGGACCCGGCGGUGCUCAAAACCGCCAAGGACGCGGGCUAUGAUGAGUUCGAUUCCAGGAACAAGAAAUGCGGAAAUGAUUGCACCAUCGACAUGUCAAACCAAGAACGCGCCGACCAGAUGGCGUUCGUCUUUGCGGAAGGAGCUCUGCACGUCACCGAUGACCUCUUGAAGAGGAGGGCCUUCUUCAACCAGAAAAAGGCAUGAAUGUUUCCAAGAAGAACACAACUCAAGGCCCAAGGAUCAUCUCAAGUCUGAAAUCUGAAGAGGAGGAUCGAUGCAUGCAUGCAUGCCGUGAUCGAUUUAUUUUGCAUUUUUUGAUUUUUUAUAACAAUGGAUCAAUGCCAAUUAAUGUUUGCAAGAAUCUUGCAUGAAUGGCCUUCGACCGCUCCAUGGCUGCUUUCUAAAUUGGAGCCCAUCGGUUUCCACUUGUUUCUUGUAAUAACUUAAAUAGUGGCCACUGGAUGCCGUGCGCGGGUUAGCAUUUUAUAAAUAAAGUUCGA